Molecule: messenger RNA, 1028 nt
Organism: Drosophila subobscura
Lineage: Eukaryota; Metazoa; Arthropoda; Insecta; Diptera; Drosophilidae
Gene: Prosbeta5R1
Product: proteasome subunit beta type-5
Exons: 2
Coding region: 29-988 (319 amino acids)
Cellular component (GO): proteasome core complex
Molecular function (GO): threonine-type endopeptidase activity
Source: RefSeq, a predicted model, not a curated record
UUUUCGUCUACAUUUGUAUUCCUUAUCCAUGGCACUAGAAAGUAUUUGCGGCGUCAGUCGCUGGCCCUUCAUGCGGCGCUUCGAUCAUGUCCAGACCGAGUGGCAGCUGGAGCAGCUGCGCGAUGGCACCAGCAACUUUGAGAAUCCCUACGCCCUGAUGGCUCCACCUUUCGAAAAUCCAGCGUUGAAUCUAUCCAAAAUUGUGGACCAUUGUGGCAUUCGAAUGGACUUCGCGCAUGGCACAACCACCUUGGGUUUCAAGUACCAGGGCGGAGUGGUGCUCUGCGCGGACUCGAGGGCCACUUCGGGACAGUACAUCGGCUCGCAGACGAUGAGGAAGAUCGUCGAGCUGAACGACUACAUGCUGGGCACACUGGCGGGAGGGGCGGCCGACUGUGUCUACUGGGAUCGAGUGCUCGCGCGGGAUUGCCGGCUGCACGAGCUGCGCUUCAAGCGUCGCAUGUCCGUGGAUGCAGCGGCGCGGAUGAUUGUCAACAUAUCCGCAGAGUACAAGGGCAUGGGCCUGGUCAUGGGCAUGAUGCUGGCCGGCUACGACGAUGAGGGACCGAAGCUCAUCUACGUGGACUCGGAGGGUGUGCGCUGCCACGGCAAUGUUUUCUCCGUGGGCAGCGGCUCGCCCUAUGCCCUGGGCGUGCUCGACACGGGACACCGCUUUAUGAUGACCGACCAGGAGGCCUACGAUCUGGCCAGGCGCGCCAUCUACCAUGCCACCAGCAAGGACGCCUACUCGGGUGGCAUUGUCCGGCUGUACCACAUCAAUGCCGAGGGCUGGCGGAACAUCUCCAACACGGACUGCUCGGAGCUCCACGAUGUCUACUGCAAGGACGAUAACUCGUGCGACAGUGCAGGCACUUCGGGUGGCUGUCCCAACGAACUGCCCUGUUCGAGUGGUUCACAGCGGCCAAAGGCGCUGCCCGAGAAUGAGGUCCUUGCGCAGGUGGCAGCCGUCACCCAGGAGGGAAACUAAUGCCAAAUUUGCACGUGUCUGAGAGCUUUUUGAGCGCUUG